Myodes glareolus (Bank vole) is the source of this 2507-nucleotide messenger RNA. RefSeq names its product cell adhesion molecule 3 (gene Cadm3). NCBI's taxonomy places the organism in Eukaryota, Metazoa, Chordata, Mammalia, Rodentia, Cricetidae. Gene Ontology annotation, biological process: homophilic cell-cell adhesion. The record is from RefSeq and is a predicted model, not a curated record. Gene Ontology annotation, cellular component: presynaptic membrane.
GACUGCAGCAGCGCCGGCUCCCUCCCGGUACCCGCCUCGGCCCCGGGCUUGGAAGCCGCUCCGGGGGCGCCCUUUUGGCCAGCGACGCGGUCUACCCAGUGCCCCCGGCCCCAGUCCCCGGAGAUCCAGGCUCGCCAGCGCCCAGCCGGGGAGGCGGCCAGGAAGCGCGAUGGGGGCCCCUUCCGCCCUGCCCCUGCUCCUGCUCCUCGCCUGCUCCUGGGCACCCGGCGGGGCCAAUCUUUCCCAGGACGGCUACUGGCAGGAGCAGGAUUUGGAGCUGGGAACUCUGGCUCCACUGGACGAGGCCCUCAGCUCCACAGUCUGGAGCAGCCCUGACAUGCUGGCCAGUCAAGAUAGCCAGCCCUGGACUUCUGAUGAAACAGUGGUGGCUGGUGGCACCGUGGUGCUCAAGUGUCAAGUGAAAGACCAUGAAGACUCGUCCCUACAGUGGUCUAAUCCUGCCCAGCAGACGCUCUACUUUGGGGAGAAGAGAGCUCUUCGAGAUAAUCGGAUUCAGCUGGUUAGAUCUACUCCCCACGAGCUCAGUAUCAGCAUCAGCAAUGUGGCGCUGGCAGACGAGGGCGAAUAUACCUGCUCCAUCUUCACCAUGCCUGUGCGAACUGCCAAGUCCCUUGUCACUGUGCUAGGAAUCCCACAGAAGCCCAUAAUCACUGGUUAUAAGUCAUCCCUGCGGGAAAAGGAGACAGCCACUCUAAACUGUCAGUCUUCUGGGAGCAAGCCUGCAGCCCAGCUCACCUGGAGGAAAGGUGACCAAGAACUCCACGGAGAACAAACACGAGUCCAGGAAGAUGUUAAUGGAAAAACCUUCACUGUGAGCAGCUCAGUGUCAUUCCAGGUUACCCGGGAAGAUGACGGAGCGAGCAUCGUCUGCUCUGUGAACCAUGAAUCUCUAAAGGGAGCUGACAGAGUCACCUCUCAGCGCAUUGAAGUUUUAUACACGCCGACAGCCUUGAUUAGACCAGAGCCUGCGCAUCCCCGGGAAGGCCAGAAGCUGUUGCUACACUGUGAGGGGCGUGGCAAUCCAGUUCCCCAGCAGUACCUGUGGGUAAAGGAAGGCAGCGAGCCACCCCUGAAGAUGACCCAAGAGAGGGCUCUCAUCUUCCCCUUCCUGAACAAGAGCGACAGUGGCACCUACGGCUGCACAGCCACCAGCAACAUGGGCAGCUACACAGCCUAUUUCACCCUCAACGUCAAUGACCCCAGUCCAGUGCCCUCAUCCUCCAGUACCUACCACGCCAUCAUCGGAGGGAUUGUGGCUUUCAUUGUCUUCCUGCUGCUCAUUCUGCUUAUCUUCCUUGGACACUAUCUGAUCAGGCACAAAGGAACCUACCUGACACACGAAGCGAAGGGCUCCGACGAUGCUCCAGAUGCAGAUACGGCCAUCAUCAACGCAGAAGGCGGGCAGUCAGGCGGGGAUGACAAGAAGGAGUACUUCAUCUAGGAGCACCCACUCACCUCCUGUGCCCCACAGGGGCCCCAUGGGGACUGCUGGGCUGUUACCAACCUGAACUUGUACAGAGCGACCCCAGGGCCGCCCCUCCCGCUUGCUCCCCAGCCCACCCAGCCCCCUGUACAGAAUGUCUGCUUUGGGUGGGGGUUUGUACUCGGUUUGGAAUGGGGGGGGGGGGGGGGGGGGGGGGGUGGGGUGGGUUGCCCUCAGCCCUUUCCGUGGCUUCUCUGCGUUUGGGUUAUUAUUAUUUUUGUAACAAUCCCAAAUCAAAUCCGUCUCCAAGACUGGAGAGGCAGGGGCCAUGGGGGUGAGGAGAGCAGCGCAUGUGCAGUGCGCAGAGAAGGAAUUUGGAGGGAUGAGAAACGAAUGCGGAGCAGGGCUGGUUUGCAGGUGGGGGCUCAAGAUAGCCCUCCUUCCAUUUUCACAGCAGACCAGCUUCCCAGGUGUCUCCGAGGAGCCUGGGAAUGGAAGCAGGGGGUGGGGGCGGCUCUACCUCUGCCAGCCAUGUAUUGUGAGCUACAGAGAGGGAGACGGGCGUCAAGCCGAUAUCCCUCUUGCAUUACGUAAGAAAGGAAUGAGUAGGAAAGUCCUCAAGAAGAUGUGAACUGAAGAUGGCGUGCAGCCACACAGGGAUCCAGGGCUUCAACAUGUCCCUCCCAGAGAGAACAGAUUUUCAGAGAGAGGAUGGAGAAAGUGGCCCUGUCCAUCCACUGCCCCCACACGAUGAAUGAAGCUAGGCUCUUUUCACAGAAUUGGCCCUUGGUGGACAGCAGAGCUCAGCUUUCUCUCCUAGCAGUUGUGAAAGAGGCACAGCUUCUGGGCCUGGACAGCGUCUGCUUCCCCCACCUCGCACGGGGCCCCUCACUCUUACCCAAGACCCUGGACUGUUGCACGGCAACCGCUCCUCUCAUGGCAUUGCUCAGCAACUACUCCUCCCGCCUGUGUCACCCUGUGCCCUCUCCUGUUCCCUGUGCCCGCCCUCGGCCCCUCCUCCCUCAGCAGCCAGGCAGACAUGACAACAAAAUUACUAAAAGGA